Molecule: messenger RNA, 3686 nt
Organism: Amborella trichopoda
Lineage: Eukaryota; Viridiplantae; Streptophyta; Magnoliopsida; Amborellales; Amborellaceae
Gene: EDR1
Product: Protein kinase superfamily protein
Biological process (GO): protein phosphorylation
Molecular function (GO): protein serine/threonine kinase activity; ATP binding
Source: RefSeq, a predicted model, not a curated record
CAGAGAACCGAGAAAAAAAAAAAGGAUUCCUGAAUGGAGGAGAAAACCUAGAGAGAGAAUAACCAUUUACAGCAGAGAGCGAAAGAGAGAGACAAAACUACGAAUUCGUAGAGAGAGAAAGAAGAAGGCCGAUUAGUUGUGUAGUCUUGUAGAGUGAGAAACCUAGAGUGACAAACACCUUUCGUUGCAGACAGAGGAGAGAGAAACCUAGAGAAAAAUCUCCAUACCUCGAAGAGGGAAGAGCUUUGUUCUCAAGGAUAGAGAUAGUGAGAGGCGUCCAUCUAGAGAGAAAGGCCUCCAACUCAACCUAGAGUGAGAGGGAGAGGUAGAGAGAGAAAAGUUUCCAUCUCCAUCGCGCUCUGUUUCAGAUGAAGCACAUUCUCAGAAAGCUUCAUAUAGGCAGCAGCCAUGAACCACCUCGAUCCAACGACCCGGGAGCCGCUUCCCCCGCGCAAUCGUGUGGUUCAGAUCAUAGAGCCGCUGUUUCUUGGAGUCCUAAUGGUGUUCCUCCUCAAAGCCCCUCCCCUUCUUCAUCACCAGGAGGCGAGGGCUCUGCAGGUUCACGGCUAUUAACUGAGGAUAAAAAUGAUUACUUCUCUUCGGAGGAGGAAUUUCAGGUCCAGCUUGCCCUGGCGAUCAGUGCUUCGAAUUCAGAAUUUAGGGCAAAGGAUCAGGGUAAAGCUGUGAUUUUGGGGUCAGGGCAUAUGCAGUCUGGUUCUUCUCAGACAGAGGACUUGGCUGAGUGUCUUUCUAGGAGAUAUUGGGAUUAUGAUGUUCUAGAUUAUGAGGACAAAGUGCUGGAUGGGUUUUAUGACAUACAUGGGCUUUCAGCUGAUCCAUCUUCCCAAGGGAUGCCCUCUCUUGUUGAUCUUCAGAUGACUACUGGUGCUUCUAGUUAUGAAGUUGUAAUAGUGAAUCGUGCUAUUGAUCCUGCUCUUGAUGAGAUGGAGCAAGUUGCACGCUGUAUUGCGUUGGAUUGCCAUGCACCUGAGGUUGGCUUAUUGAAUUGUGGGUUGGUCCAAAGGAUUGCUGAUCUUGUUUCGGAACACAUGGGGGGGCCUGUCAGAGAUGCCAAUGAUAUGCUGGCAAGAUGGAUGGAAAGAAGUUUUGAAUUGCAAGCUACCCUGCACACUAAUAUUUAUCCCAUUGGGUGUUUGAAGAUAGGGAUUUCACGUCACAGGGCUCUGCUGUUCAAGGUGUUAGCUGAUACAGUUGGUAUCCUGUGCAGACUAGUUAAAGGAAGCCUCUACACUGGUAUUGAUGACGGUGCAGUCGUCAUUAUCAAAUCGGAGGAUCAAAGGGAGUUUUUGGUGGAUCUAAUGGGAGCACCUGGAACGCUUAUUCCUGCUGACAUUCUACCAGCAAAAGAUGUUCCUAUGGAUGACCAGAGAUCAAAUAGGAACUUGCUCCCAAGGACAGGUUAUGACCGCAAUAGGGAUCGUAGAACCUCCAACGAAGUGCCCAUCAUGAGAAAUAAUGGAAUUUUAGAUGUGAGUUCAAGAACUGGAAAAGUGGUUUCCCAGUUGCCUCUUCCCAGCCCUAAUGGUGGGGCAAUUUCUAUGAAUCAUGGAAACAGGUCUGAUGGGAUUUUGAAAGGUGUAGUACCAGUUAAUCAAGACUUCCAGCUUUCUUCCUCUGCAGGGGCAACUUCUUCUUCCAAGCAAAGAGGUGACUGUGGAAGCUCUAUAGUAUGUGAUGGUGUGAAUGAGAAAAGGAACGUGGUGCCACCUACUCAGGAUAAUAUGGACUCAGAAAAUCUAUUUGCUGACCUCAAUCCAUUCCAAAAGACUGGAGCUGGUAAAAUCCCAGCCCAGAAUCAAGUUGGUGAGAAGAAAAUCUUUGAAUAUCAGCGGCGUCGAGAGAACAUCUAUUUGGGUCCUGGUAGACCACCUCUUCCUUUAGCAUGGAAGAACCGCAAUGAGAUUCCUAGAACAAAGCAACAGGAAUCUGGGGAGGGGUUGUUUCCAAGGAACAAUGUGGACAUAAAAGCUGCAAAUGCUUCAGCAUCUCUGAUGAACUCAGAUGCUUCUAAAAAUGGGGAGCUAGAUUCUUCGGUUUUCCGUACUCCUCAGGCUUUAGGUUCUCUAAACUCUUCUAGGACAGGCAGUGUUGAUAAUGACACAGAAAAUACUUCAGUGGGUAAUGUUGUAAAUAUGCCAUAUGAUAGUGGGGACUCAUCGAUAUCUUCAAAAGUUGGGGGCACUGAAUUAUCUUGUGUGGGUGGUUCUGCUGGAGUCGAGCGGUCAUACUCACCAUCGAAUGGGAUUUUGGAUCCAUUGGCUCUUGGAAAUAAUCGGCCUAUGGGUAAUCCUGGAGAUGGAAUAGCUAUGGAUAAUUAUGGUGUGGUAGAUGAAUCAAAAGAACCUGCAAGAAACAGAAAAUACCAUAUUGAUAAGAGAAAAUGCACCAAUGAUAGAUUCAUGGAGCCAAAAUUGACUUCAAAUGACCAAGAGAAUCCAGGUCCUGUUCGUCGAGGUUUAAGCAGACUAGAUCCAAUGUUAGACGAUGUAUCAGAAUGGGAAAUCCCAUGGGAAGACCUUGUUGUGGGCGAAAGGAUUGGAUUAGGUUCCUAUGGAGAAGUGUACCAUGCAGAUUGGAAUGGCACGGAAGUGGCUGUCAAGAAGUUCUUAGAUCAAGAUUUUUCAGGGGAUGCAAUCGAAGAAUUUAGAAGUGAAGUGAGAAUAAUGCGCAGGUUGCGCCAUCCAAAUGUUGUACUUUUCAUGGGUGCUGUAACUCGUCCGCCUAACCUCUCUAUUGUUACUGAAUUCCUUCCAAGGGGAAGCUUAUACAGGCUUCUUCAUCGUCCAAACUGUCAGAUUGAUGAGAAACGCAGAAUAAAAAUGGCACUUGAUGUGGCAAAGGGAAUGAAUUGCUUGCAUAGUAGCACGCCAACUAUUGUCCAUCGUGAUUUGAAGUCACCAAAUCUGCUUGUUGACAGGAGCUGGAAUGUUAAGGUUUGUGAUUUUGGCCUGUCACGUAUGAAGCACAACACUUUUCUAUCAUCAAAGUCCACUGCAGGAACGCCGGAGUGGAUGGCACCAGAAGUUCUGCGCAAUGAACCCUCCAAUGAGAAGUGUGAUGUAUAUAGCUUUGGUAUUAUAUUAUGGGAGCUUGCAACAUUGAGAAUGCCAUGGAGUGGGAUGAACCCAAUGCAGGUGGUCGGUGCUGUAGGCUUCCAAAAUCGCCGCCUCGACAUUCCAAAAGAAGUUGAUCCCUUGGUUGCUAGGAUCAUCUGGGAGUGUUGGCAAACUGAUCCAAACUUGCGACCUUCAUUUGCACAGCUCGCAUCGGCACUGAAACCGUUGCAACAGCUUGUUGUCUCCCAGCAAUUGGAUGCCCAGAGUUCACCCAUGCCCCAAGAAAUUCCUGUAAAUUCUGCGCCAUGAUUUUUGGAUCCCAUGAACUGUGAAAUUUAAGAAAAAAAAGUUAAUAUGAUUUUUGUAGCACUAAGAUAAGAUGAAUGAAUGCUCAAAAGGAGUGCGAUGUGGUUUUAGCCUCUUCUUUUUUGCUUUUUGUUUUUUUCCUAUUGGGAGAAAUAAUUAUAGGGGCCAUAGCAGUGCAGAAUGUUGCUGCUGUGAUUUUGUACAGUUUGCAACUUUUGAAGUGUGCACUUUUGUAAAAUAAAUCAAACUCAGAUUGUUGAUGGUAUAAUUUGGUAUAUAAAUUGUGAAGCAGUUUCAUGAAAA